AUGCGCCCUCUGCUAAUCGAGGGCAAGGAGGAACAUCUGAAGAUGAUAAAUAAGUACAAACCAAGGCACGGAGAGAAACAUCUGCGUGUCCUGGUGUACGGUCCGGUCGGAGCUGGGAAGUCCAGCUUCAUCAACUCAGUGACCAGUGCUUUGGGUGAAACUCUAUGUAAUGAGGCUGCAGCCAACACCAGUGAUUCAGCCUCCUCACAAAGCUUCACUGUCAAGUACGAAACUCACCGCAUUUACAAAGAUGAAUUUGACUCUGAUGAGACCUACCCUUUUGUCUUCAAUGACAUAAUGGGGAUGGAGUCUGGAGCCAGUGAAGGCAUUCGUCCUGAAGACAUCAAACUGGUCAUGAAGGGACAUGUGAAGGACGGAUACACGUUCAAUCCAGUGGCUCAAAUCCAGGAGGACAAUCAAUAUUACAACCCAAACCCUAAAAUUGAUGACAAAGUGCAUGUCCUGGUCCUUAUGCUUUCUGCAAACUGCCUUGAAAUUGAUCCCUCAGUGAUCGACAAAAUGAAGGAGGUCAGGGAAACUGCCAGAGAUCUGGGAAUUCCUCAGUUAGCUAUUGGAACGCACAUCGACAAAGCCUGCCCUGAAAUAUGCAAAGACCUCAAGAACAUCUACCGGAGCAAAUAUCUGAAGACCAAGAUGGAAGAGUUCAGUAAAGCUGUGGGGAUUCCUCUGAACAACAUCAUGGGUGUGAAGAACUACAGUGAAGAAACAGACCAUGUUGACAACAUCGACACUCUCCUCCUCAUUGCUCUUAAGCACAUUAUUACUAACGGACUGGCCUUUGUCCGUAAACAAGCUCGUAAGGCUGACUCUCUUGCAGAGACCAUGGACACACUUCAUGUAAAAAAAUAAAAAACCUUUAGUCAAAAGUUAAUGUUUU
This is a messenger RNA of Boleophthalmus pectinirostris (great blue-spotted mudskipper), 898 nucleotides long. RefSeq names its product interferon-induced protein 44-like. The transcript has 6 exons. The record is from RefSeq and is a predicted model, not a curated record. Bases 1 to 870 code for a protein of 289 amino acids. Lineage: Eukaryota; Metazoa; Chordata; Actinopteri; Gobiiformes; Gobiidae.